ACAUACUGAACAUGCAAGGGGCAGUGUUGAGGCACUUUUGAACAAAACAGAUGAGCACUACAGUGUGUUACCACUGAAGCUGAGAGGGUAGACCAACGCAAACCGAGGGUAGCGCAAGGAUUGGACUGGGUGAAUGCAGCCCUCAACAGUGGUGAUUGCGGCAUUCUUUUCCACCAUUUUUGGGGAGAUAAGAGGACACCCAAAGUAACGUGAACAUUCGUCGAAGGGUCAUGUUUCGUUCAUAAGACUAACAAUUUACUAUUCGUGUCAUCAGGCAGUUAUCUGAAUGCAUAUUUCAUAGUUGGCAAGCUGUAUUUUUUCUUCUGAAAUUGUUGACUUUUAAAGAGACUGAGGCGGCUGAGUAACGUUAAACGAAAUAAGGAGCCGAUAGUCCACCAUGGAUAACGCUCACACAAAGAGUGUUGAAGAAGUUUAUAGCGAUUUUUCUGUCAACGAAAGCACAGGACUUGGUUUGGACCAGGUGAAACGUCAGAAGGAGAAAUGGGGCUCGAACGAGCUACCUGCUGAAGAAGGGAAGUCUCUAUGGGAGCUUGUUGUUGAACAGUUUGAAGAUUUACUUGUAAGAAUUCUUCUGCUGGCAGCUUGUAUAUCUUUUGUCUUGGCCUUAUUCGAGGAUGGAGAAGAAACAAUCACAGCCUUUGUGGAGCCUUUUGUAAUCUUACUCAUUCUUAUAGCCAAUGCCAUAGUGGGUGUGUGGCAGGAACGCAAUGCUGAGGAUGCCAUUGAAGCCCUUAAAGAGUACGAGCCUGAGAUGGGCAAGGUCUACCGCCAGGACAGGAAGACCGUUCAGAGGAUCAAGGCUAAAGAAAUCGUGCCUGGAGACAUCGUGGAGGUUGCUGUUGGAGACAAGGUUCCUGCAGACAUCCGUCUUACAUCCAUCAAAUCUACAACCCUGAGAGUAGAUCAGUCCAUCCUGACCGGUGAGUCUGUCUCUGUCAUCAAGCACACGGACCCAGUGCCUGACCCUCGAGCUGUCAACCAGGACAAGAAGAACAUGCUCUUCUCUGGCACCAACAUCUCGUCUGGCAAGGCUAUUGGUGUGGUGGUGGCCACGGGCGUGAACACUGAGAUUGGUAAGAUCCGUGAUGAGAUGGCAGCCACUGAGCAGGAGAAGACCCCCCUGCAGCAGAAGCUGGAUGAGUUCGGGGAGCAGCUGUCCAAGGUCAUCUCCCUGAUCUGCAUCGCUGUGUGGAUGAUCAACAUCGGCCACUUCAACGACCCCGUCCACGGAGGCUCCUGGAUCCGCGGCGCCGUCUACUACUUCAAGAUCGCCGUGGCCCUGGCUGUGGCCGCCAUCCCCGAGGGUCUGCCUGCUGUCAUCACCACCUGCCUGGCCUUGGGCACCCGCCGCAUGGCCAAGAAGAACGCCAUCGUCCGCAGCCUACCCUCUGUGGAGACCCUGGGCUGCACCUCUGUCAUCUGCUCCGACAAGACCGGCACCCUCACCACCAACCAGAUGUCUGUCUGCAGGAUGUUCAUCAUUGACCAGGCCGACGGGAACAGUUGCUCUCUGAAUGAGUUCACCAUCACUGGCUCUACUUACGCACCUGAAGGAGAAGUGUACCAGGAUGGCAGACUAGUGAAGUCCUCUGCGUAUGAUGGUCUAGUGGAGAUUGCCACCAUCUGUGCCCUGUGCAAUGACUCCUCUCUGGACUUCAAUGAGGCCAAAGGUGUGUAUGAGAAGGUUGGCGAGGCUACAGAGACGGCUCUCACCUGCCUGGUGGAGAAGAUGAAUGCGUUUGACACCGAUGUCAAAGGCCUGACCAAGAUCGACAGGGCCAACGCCUGCAACUCUGUGAUCAUGCAACUGAUGAAGAAGGAAUUCACCCUGGAGUUCUCCAGAGACAGGAAGUCCAUGUCUGUGUACUGCACCCCCAACAAGGCCCGCUCCUCACUUGGAAAGAUGUUUGUCAAGGGUGCCCCCGAGGGAGUUAUUGACAGAUGUACUCAUGUCAGAGUGGGCACCUGCAAGGUUGCCAUGACCCCGGGAAUCAAAGAGAGGAUCAUGUCUACGAUCCGUGGGUACGGGACUGGGCGUGACACCCUGCGCUGCCUGGCUCUGGCCACCCGGGACACCCCACCCAGGAAGGAGGACAUGGUGCUGGUUGAUUGUGCCCGCUUCGUUGAUUAUGAGUCUGACCUGACCUUCGUGGGCUGCGUUGGCAUGCUGGACCCUCCCAGGACCGAGGUGGCUGCCUCCAUCAAGCUGUGUCGCCUAGCCGGCAUCCGCGUCAUCAUGAUCACCGGCGACAACAAGGGCACUGCCGUGGCCAUCUGCCGCCGUAUCGGCAUCCUGGGUGAGGAAGACGACGUGGACAAAAUGGCGUUCACUGGCCGCGAGUUUGACGACCUGUCCCUUCAGGCCCAACGCGAUGCUGUUAUCAACGCCCGCUGCUUCGCCCGUGUCGAGCCCUCCCACAAGUCCAAGAUCGUUGAGUUCCUGCAGGCCAUGGACGAGAUCACAGCCAUGACUGGUGAUGGAGUGAACGAUGCUCCUGCCUUGAAGAAGGCAGAGAUUGGCAUCGCCAUGGGCUCUGGCACUGCCGUGGCCAAGUCGGCCUCUGAGAUGGUCCUGGCCGAUGACAACUUUUCUUCCAUUGUGGCGGCUGUGGAGGAGGGCAGAGCCAUCUACAACAACAUGAAGCAGUUCAUCCGCUACCUCAUCUCCUCCAACGUGGGAGAGGUCGUCUGUAUCUUCCUGACGGCUGCUCUGGGCUUCCCUGAGGCUCUGAUCCCCGUUCAGCUGCUGUGGGUCAACCUGGUGACAGAUGGUCUCCCUGCCACCGCACUGGGCUUCAACCCCCCAGACCUGGACAUCAUGAACAAGCCCCCCCGCAGUGCCAAGGAGCCCCUCAUCUCUGGAUGGCUCUUCUUCAGAUACCUGGCCAUCGGCUGCUAUGUGGGAGCUGCCACAGUGGGAGCCGCUACCUGGUGGUUCGUGGCUGCUGAGGAUGGCCCUAUGAUUUCUCUGUACCAGCUGAGCCACUUCCUGCAGUGUUCCCCUGACAACCCUGACUUCUCAGACCUGGAGUGUCAUGUGUUUGAGUCCCCCUACCCCAUGACCAUGGCCCUGUCUGUGCUUGUAACCAUUGAGAUGUGCAAUGCCCUUAACAGCCUGUCAGAGAACCAGUCCCUGCUGCGUAUGCCUCCCUGGGAGAACAUCUGGCUGCUGGGGGCCAUCUGCCUCUCCAUGUCCCUCCACUUCCUCAUCCUCUAUGUGGAGCCACUGCCCGUCAUCUUCCAGAUCACCCCUCUGGACCUGACCCAGUGGCUGGUGGUGCUGAAGAUCUCCCUGCCCGUCAUCCUGCUGGAUGAGCUGCUAAAGUUCGUGGCCAGGAACUACCUGGAACCCGGUAACCAGCCAGAGUCUAAGUCAGCCAGCAAAGGCUGGUCCCUCUCUGCAUGCACAGAGGGCAUCUCCUGGCCCUUUGUGGGCAUCACCCUCCCCCUGGUGCUGUGGCUCUACAGCAUCGACACUAACGUGUCUGCCCUGUUCUGGUCCUGACUACACCACACAACCCUCUAAGUGCACCAGUGUGAGUGGAGAUUAACACACGUCUAACAAAAUCCCCCAUUAACCAGGAUCAACUACAACAACCACAUCAACUGCAGUGAGAGCUCAAGUCAACAUUUGUACCUGUGUUGAUGACAGAUGUAAUCUGUGAGCCCUCUGCUGGUUCGUCUCCAGGACAUUUUCACCAUUCCGCUUUUUUAUUCAUAUUUUUAAUGCUUUUUGUUUGUCAUUUGGCCAUGUCUUUUAAUUUAAUAUCAAGCUUUUGGUUGUUGUUUUUUUUGCUCCCCAUUCUUUUUGAACGGGCAUAAAUAAAAUCUGCUAUUUAGGAGCUGUUCUGUGUACAGAGAAUUAACACUAUUUUAUCAAAAUUAAGAUUUUUGUAGCUUUGGGAAGGCGGGGGGGGCAGCGCACAGAACUCAAAACGUUUCACUUGUUUUCAGUGUGAACUUUGACCUCUGAAGAACUUGUAGAUAACUAUGCUGUGCCAUAACUGUAAGGACCAUCAUUUGCACUGAAUCAGAAGUCUGUACCAAAACUGCAUGUAUUCUGCCCAGGCAUGAAUAACGGGGAUUUCUUCACCAAAUUAAUGAUUGUUCGUUCCCCUGUUUGCUUUUUGUUGUGUUUAUUUCUGCUCUAGUCAGAGCACAGCUACCUCAAUACUAUUGAUAUCACAAUUGAUUACUACGUUUUCCUCAGUAAGCUUUUCAUAAACAUUGUCAUAUUGAGUGUUGAGGUAUGUGCCAUUUCGCUUGUGAAUAAGGAAAUCUAGAGCCCUCAUUUGCCUUUUUAUGUUGCUUUUUUAAAGUUAAUCUGUGUUCUUUUGAUGUUCCUUGAGGGCGGUUAGGAGAAAUAUGUAAAUGUUACCUUAGUUCAAUUCAAAGCAGUUUUUUGUAAUAUAGACAAGCCUGUCGUUAAACACGUUUACUUGAACACAAUAUAUUCUGUCUUUUCAUUAAGGUGAA
Oncorhynchus masou masou (cherry salmon) is the source of this 4497-nucleotide messenger RNA. Its product is annotated as sarcoplasmic/endoplasmic reticulum calcium ATPase 2-like. Gene Ontology annotation, cellular component: membrane. Gene Ontology annotation, molecular function: ATP hydrolysis activity; ATP binding; P-type calcium transporter activity. The transcript has 20 exons. NCBI's taxonomy places the organism in Eukaryota, Metazoa, Chordata, Actinopteri, Salmoniformes, Salmonidae. The record is from RefSeq and is a predicted model, not a curated record. Bases 398 to 3526 code for a protein of 1042 amino acids. Gene Ontology annotation, biological process: intracellular calcium ion homeostasis; calcium ion transmembrane transport.